AUGGAGAUUGAUUUUGAGGUUGGUGAUAAUGGUUUCAGUAGAAUAUCUGAUCAAUUACUCGAGAAAAUCGAUUCUUUAAUAAGUGGAAUUGAAGAAUAUCACUCGCCACAUACAAUUGUGAAACUAAGUAAACUUAUAGGGCAAUUUGAAGUAUCUCCGGGCCUUUUAGAUUCCAAGUUGUCAGACUAUAUAACCCAGUUGAGUGGUAAAUUCAUUAAAUUUCAAGAGAAUGAAGGUAGCAAUAGCAUCACUAAUGCAAUAUCUAACGUGGUAUAUAACUUAUCCAAAGUAAGGGGUUUUAAAGUCAUCACAAAUUUCUUCGAUAGCGAUAUUGAUUUGAUAGGUAAGAUGAUAAACAUCUUGAAGAAAGAGAGAAAUGAUGAUGAAAUUUUCAUGUGUUUGAUAUGGAUGUGUACUUUGGUACUUAUACCGUUUCCAUUGGAAGAUAAAAUGAUCCAGGAGAUCAUGCAAUUAGGUUUAAAACAUUUGGGAAAGUUUUCUAAUGGAUCCAAAAAUCAACAAGUAUCACUGAUAAUGAUAUCGAGAUUCUUGAGUCGUCAAGAUAUGAUGGUCAUAGAAAGACAAUACUUUGAUGGUCUUGACUGGUAUGAAAUUCAGGAAAACGAGAAGUUGGGUCAUUUAAUGGUUAUUAACAAAUUACUUAAGAUUAAGAAUAUGGACGAACAUAUCGACAAAGUGAAUCAAUUCAUUAGGUUUGAAAUGGUGAAUAUGAGAAUAAAAUCUACCAAUACACUCAAUGUACUUUUGAUGAUUAAGAUUUUGGGGAAAAUAGGUGAUAAGUAUGCCAUUAAUGAUGAUUUCAUUUCCUUGGAACAGGUGGUGAAUAAUUUGAUCAAUGGCUUCAUGAUGUAUUUGAAUGAGUCUUUUCAGACUCCUUUGAGGUAUGCUAUGGCCAAAUCUUUGAGUAGAAUAACGACUAGACUUUCGAAUAUUCCGAAUUAUCAACAACAGGUCAUUUUAUAUCUACUUGGUAAAAUCGAUUUGCAACCAUCAGCCUUCAAAGAACUUGAAGUUAAUGCUGAUACAAUUUCUAUCCCUAAAUAUCACACCAUUCUAUUGUAUAUCGGGUACGUGGCACUCAACAAAUCGUUGCCAACGAAUUUGAUACCCACUAUUUUGAGUGUAGUACAUAAAACACUUUUUGUACGGCAAAAUAUCAAUGCCACCAACCAAUUGAAGGACACUUCUUGUUUUAUAAUUUGGGCAAUACUUAGAAUGGUGGGAAAAAGGUUUAAAGAGUUGAACGACCAUUCAAUGUUUAAUACCAUUCUAAAUGAUUUAGUUGAAGCUAGUAUUUUUGAUAAAGAUUUGAUCAUCCGAAGAUGUGCUGUGGCUGUAAUACAGGAGUUUGUUGGGAGAUAUGGUCAACUAGUAAUAGAAGGAAGCCCUGAAUUCAAGGGUAAAAAAGUCAUUGAAUUGAUCGAAAUCUUCACUUCAACUUCAGUGAGUACUUUGGAAGUAUCCUUUGACAAUCUUGAUCGCUUAUUGGAGAUUGGAUACAACAAGGGUUUCAUAAUCAAUAUGUUACUCAGAAAUUUGGAUGAAGAUUUCAAAUACCAAAAACUCGUCACCAAGAAAUUAAACGAGUUACUUAAAUGGGAGUCCAACGAUGAAUUGAACAUCGGUAUCAGCCGCCCAGUUGCUUUAAUUCCGGAAAUAAUGACCAAAUUUGACAAGUUGGAACAUUCUUUAUACUUCAAAAGUGAAUUGAGUUUAAAUUUUGGGGUGAACAUUCAAACAAAGGAAUUUAACGAGGAAUUCAUUACUGAUCACAUCAAAUUUUUGGAAGUUUGUUGUCAUAAUGACACAUUUAACGCCUAUGAAGCAAUAUUUACUCAAAUAAUACAGAGCCGUAAAGAAAUCAGUAGAGAAUUGAUGGUUUUGUUUGGAGUUAUGACAACCUAUAAUUAUUCCUUUCCUCAUAGUUCAUUCAAAACUUUGAGCCAUCAUUUUUCAUUAUCAGUAGCAAAGAGUAUAUUCUAUCUGAACUUAACCCGUGAUCAAGUCAAUGCAUUAGUUGAUGUAAUCAAUUCUGAAAUUAAUUUUGAGGUAAGAUUUAAUCUCAUUGAUUGUUUAAGAGUAAACAUCACCCGAUUUUCAGUGAACUAUGAUAUAUUGGCUAAUUCUUUGAACGAUUAUACUAUAACUGAACAGGGUGAUGUGGGAAGUCGAAUUAGAGGAUCCAUAAUGGAACUCAUUGACCAGAAUGUUCAACAUUUUACCAAGAGUACUGCUGACUUGAUCAGAAUUUGUGGUGAACCUAUCAGUAAAUUGAGAUAUCAAGCAUUUCGGAUCAUAAUAAAAAUGAAAAAUUUGCAUAUUGACCUAAAAGAUUCUGAAGAUCAACAAUACUAUAAUCAUCUUUUCAGUAUCUAUGAUAUUCUCAGUCAAGAAGAAGUAUCCCAAUUCUGGAAAGGAAUUGUCUUGAGCAUAGGAGGAUUGACAGGAGAUAAAUCCAACUUAACAUAUUCUUUCAGAGAGUUUUUAAGAUUUUUCCACAAACAUGAUCAAAAGGUUAUACUUAAAGAAAUUUUCAAACUACUCACCAAAAAGACUCAAGAACUGGCCAAAAUCUUGAAAGAAUACAACCAAGCACUCAAUUUGAUAAUCAAAUUAUUUGAAGUAUCAACUCCAUUCCCUAAAGAAUAUUUGAAACCAUUAUAUGUGAAAUGUUACAAUUUACAAGUGAAUACCAGUAAUAUUCAAAGAAUCAAAUUAUCAUUAAAAGUUAUGCAAUAUUUAGCAUUGACACAAGAGAAAGAAGUUAUUAAACUUAGCAUGAAGAGAAUUCAAAAUCUUCUCAUAAAUCAUAAAUCUCCCAUAAUAAGAACCGCAUGCAUGGAAAUCUUAUAUGAAAUAAUGUUAGAAGAUCCAAUAAGUAUUCAAAUAGAAUCAUUAGAUAUAAAUGAUAUCAACAGAAUCAACAGCAUAAAUCAAUAUAUUUUGAAUAAACUACUACAUAACGAGUCAUGA
Molecule: messenger RNA, 2994 nt
Organism: Yamadazyma jaroonii
Lineage: Eukaryota; Fungi; Ascomycota; Pichiomycetes; Serinales; Debaryomycetaceae
Source: the annotation of a GenBank genome assembly